CCGAGGCUUGAUAAUAUGGCGGAGGACGGCGACCAAAAUAUAGCAGUUGGACUGAAUCUUGCAGGAUUUCUUUUUGGGAAUAUUAACGAAAGAGGUGAACUCGAAGAUGGUGAUCUCUUAGACCAGGAGUCAUGCCGUCAGCUGGGCUUGAAGGAUUUGUAGGGUUUAAGGAAAUGUUGGAGUCGAUAAACAGUGAGGGACGUGAUGAACACAAUCAGACUACUUCUGAUAUGGGUGCUGCAGAGUACCAACUUUGUUCGACGACAGCUGAUUCAACAGCUGAUUUCCCAAUGCUAUUUCCAGCUGGCGAUGGUAACAAAGAAGAGUUAUAUAGAUAUGUAGCAAAGGUGUUUCCGGAAUUUGCUCCAAAUAAGGUGCUUCGAUUCUCUCGUCUUUUUGAUGCUGGCAAGUCUUUGCUACCUCGUGCACUUAAACGUCAAGAGACAAGAAAACGACAUUUGUCAGGGAGAAGUAACGAUGAAAUGGAUUGGGAAGAAGUUAAAGCAAAGAAACUGACUCCAGACAUGUAUGAGGCAGGAGAUGAGGAAGAGUUUCUUACUUCUUCAAGCAUUCAGGGUAUAACGCCAUAUUCGAGUGUCAACUCUAAACUUCAUUCAGCAAAUAGAGGAGAUGCAAUGACGGAGCUGGUGAAAGCGGCAGAAUGGCGUCAUGGUCCUGCUAAACUGGUAUAUGACAUGGCCGGAAUACCAGAAGAUGCAACAGAACUUGACUAUGGAUUUCAGUUAAAGAAAAGUGAAGGAAAUGACAAGCGAAAGGUUGAGUACCCCGUUGAAGACUGUUUUCUUAUGGUAUCACAAGUGCCAUGGGAGGAGGAUGUCAUUCUUGAUACUGAUCUGCUGAUGGCCAGUGGAGGUCUCAAAGUCUCAUCUGUGGUUGCUAACCAUCCCAUUAUUGGAGCUGCUAAACAACCUCAAAGUCACUUGCAGUUGCAGCGAACUUUGUCUGGUGUAACUACUCCCAGCUCUAAGUCCCCUAUGACUCCACUAAGUAGUCCAGCAAUUUCUAAACUGGCUGUUCCAACUGCUACUGCAGCACUGAUGUUGCAAGGGUCUACAUCAGGAAUAUUGCCAUCUGGUGUUCAGUCAGCAAAUUCCAGAGAUACAGAAAUAGAGCAAGCCUACUCUAUUUUUCCUGUUGAAAAUGAAGAGCUAGUGUAUAGCAAUUGGGAGGAGAAAGUUAUUUUAGAUGAUCAGAAUAUGACUUGUAUUCCAUCUCCUGUUGACUUGAAACUGGACCCAAAUGAUGAGAAUCUUUUGAUUGGCAUUCCAUAUGACCCUGAACCACAAGACCAGUCUGCGAGUCAACAAAUGCCAACCAAAAAGGAACGUAAGUCAAAGAUUUUGUUGGGAAAGGCAGGCAUCAUUAAAGUAGAGCAAAAUGAUUCUCCUGGUGGAAUUGAGCGAGGCAAAGACCCAUUUAAUAUUUCAUGUGACGAAUACUACAUGCCAAGACAUGACUCGUCAUCAGCUGUUGUAAAAAUUGGUUUGCACAAAAGUGCUAUUCAGCACUCAAUACCUGCUAUGGAAUUGUUCCGUGACUGGUUUCCUACACAUUUAACAACUUACCAGCUGAGACACUUUCAUCGUCUUCCAGUGAAAGCACAUCGAGUAUCUGGAAAUAUUUUACCUAUAUGCCCACUUUAUCAAAAUAUUAUUGACAAGGAAAUUGAGCGUGAGGCUGAGCGACAGGCGUCUGGUGGUGGAGAUGUGUUUUUUAUGAGAAAACCAGGUGAUUUGAGUGCUGCAGAUGGAGACCUAGUGUUGUGUGAGUAUUGUGAGGAACAUCCACCUCUGAUCAUGGCAACCGGAAUGUCAACAAAACUAGUUAACUACUACAAACGAAAACCCAAGAGCGACGCUGGAGCACCAAAACUUAGUUUUGGUGAGACCAGUUAUAUUCAGAAAUCACCUUUUUUGGGAAAUGUAGUGCCAGGAACUACACUACAGGCUUUGGAAAACAACUUGUUUCGUGCUCCAAUUUAUAAACAUGGAGUGCCACAGACUGAUUUUGUAGUGAUAAAGAUGGGAGAAAGCUUUUAUCUUCGCGCUGCCAAUGCUAUGUUUGCUGUUGGCCAAGAAUGUCCAAAAUUUGAAGUUCCUGGUCCAGAAUCAAAGAAGAAAGCAAUACACAUGAAAGAUUUUUUACAGGUCUUUAUAUAUCGACUAUUUCUUAAGAGCAAUGAUGAUCCUCGACGCUUGAGAAUGGAGGACAUUAGGAAGGCAUUUCCUCAUCUUGGUGAGAGCAGCAUUAGGAAGAGACUAAAAGGAUGUGCUGACUUUAAUCGAACUGGUAGUGACUCAGGAUGGUGGAGAUUAAAAGAUGGAUUCAGGUUGCCAUCGGAAGAGGAACUUCGUGCUAUGGUGUCACCAGAACAAUGUUGUGCUUUCUAUUCAAUGCAGAGUGCCAAGCAAAGAUUAACUGAUGCUGGUUAUGGUGGAACAUCUUUGUUUGCAGCUGAUGAUGACCAGGAAGAAGAUUCACAGAAAAUUGAUGAUGAAGUUCGUACCGCACCUUGGAAUACAACUCGUCACUUCAUUGCUGCAGCCCAGGGCAAAUGUCUUUUGGACAUUACUGGGAUUGCUGACCCAACAGGGUGUGGAGAAGGAUUUUCUUACAUUCGCAUUCCCAACAAGCCAAUUAUUGGCAAGGUGGAUGAUGUUCGUGAGAAGAAGAAGAACAAGACAGUAACUGGUACAGAUGCUGAUCUUCGAAAAUUGCUGCUGAAAGAUGCUCAGCAAGUUCUGAGAAAUUUUGGAGUAGCAGAGGAAGAGAUUAAGAAGCUGUCUCGGUGGGAAGUAGUAGAUGUGGUGAGAGCAAUGUCAACAGAAGCAGCAAAGCAAGGAGAAGGAGAGACAAGUCGGUUUGCGCGUGGGAAUCGCUUUUCCAUUGCUGAACAUCAAGAGAGAUACAAGGAUGAGUGUCAAAGAAUAUUUGAGCUUCAAAACAAGUUAUUGGCAUCUGAUGCAGCUUUAUCAACUGACGAAGGAAGCAGCAGCGAUGACGAUGAUGAUGAGUUUGAUCAAAUGGAGAAAAGUCUUGAAAAUCUCAUUUCAAGUGAAAAGACAGCAAAGCAGUUAAGUCACGAACAAGAAGAAGCGGAGAGAGAAGAAUUAAAGAAAAUGUUGGCUGAUGACAGCAUGCCAAAGUCGAAGUCUACUCUUGAUGCCAAUGGGAAAAUUGAUGAUGAUGAUGUCAAUUCUGUGACAAGCUUUGGCUCAGCUUGUGGAUCUCGCCGUCUGAUAAUUUAUCGUACUUUCUCAGAGGAUGGUCAUGAAUUUACACGUCGUGAAGUAGUGAAGAAAGCUGCUGUCAUUGAUGCAUACGUGAAGAUUGCAUCAACUAAAGACAAAAACUUUAAGGCACACUUUGCUAGCCAAGAUGACCAACAUCGUGAAGAGAUGAAAAGAGAGAAGCGACGGCUUCAAGAACAGCUUCGGAGAAUAAAACGAACACAAGAACGAGAGAAAACGAAACCUGCGAAACCCAAGAAAGAAAGAGUAAAACCUCAGCUGACUAUGAAAUGCAGUGCAUGUGGUCAAGUUGGCCACAUGAAAACGAAUAAGAACUGUCCUAAGUACAAAGCUCCUGCAUCAGUAGCUCCAUUAGCAGAGCAAGUUCCGGCUGUUGCUGUCACACCGGCUAUGACAGAAGAGCAGCAGGCUGCUGAGGAGUCUGAGCUUGUUCAUGAUGACUUUCAAGUGAAAGUGGAGGGAACGAAGAUUUCCUUUGGGAAAGCAUUUGUUGACAGGGCUGAAAGUGUGAGAAGACGUUCAUUGUUGUUGAAAUUUCCACGUGAUGCAGUUCGGCGACGACGGAGAGGUACUGGAAUGCACUGUGACUAUUUACAACGUCGUCACAAAGGAGCACAGAGACGUCGGGUGUCGCCUGAUGUUGCUCUCAGUGGAAUUUUGGAGAACAUUCUGAAUCAACUGAAAGCUCUUCCUGAGUCUUAUCCCUUCCAUAUGGCUGUUUCUGCCAAGCUUGUUCCUGACUACUAUAACAUAGUGCUACGUCCAAUGGAUUUGCAAAGGAUUCGCGAUAACAUUCGAGAGCGUAUUUAUCACAGCCGAGCUGAAUUUCAAGAACACGUUCAGCUUAUUGUUUCUAAUUCUGUUCUGUACAAUGGACUGAAUCACAGACUAACAGAAAUUGCACAGCAGAUGUUGAAUGUAUGUAAAAAGGAAUUUGAGGAGAACGAGGACAAGCUAAGUGAGUUGGAGCGGGAAAUAAAUCCAUUACUAGGAGAUGAUCCUCAGGUUGCUUUCUCUUUCUUGCUGGAGCAAGUGAUCAACAGAAUGAAAUCUGUACCAGAUUCAACACUAUUUCACCAACCCGUGAAUGCUAAGCAAGUUGCUGAUUAUUAUUCAAUAGUAAAAGAGGCUAUGGAUUUAGAUACUCUGAAAGGGCUGGUUCAAGAUCAUCUGUUUCGUACUCGAGAGGAGUUUAUAGAACAGGCCCAACUUAUUGAGACCAACUCUGCAUUGUAUAAUGGAGAAAACUCGGCAUUUACUGACGUCAGCAGGAAGGUUCUUACAACUUGCAGAGAAGCUCUUGCUGAGUAUGAUGAAGAUUUGACACGACUUGAAGAGGAGAUUUCACUAUUGCCAGAGGAAACAGAUAGUAACACCGGUGAUGUCCCCUCACGCAGUGACAGCAUUGAUCGCGAUGAUAAUUACCUUUCACAACCAGACUUACCAGGAGGUGACUUGUCGUCUAUUGGUAGUCAAGCUACUAGCCAUUCUUUGGAGAUUUCUGAGGCUGCAUUUGAUGCUGGUGAUCUUCCAAUGUUUGGUCAGCAUAAGAACUUUGGUGACAGUAUGAAUGUUGAGCAUGAGCAGCAACAACCGUUACUUCGGACAUCACAUAUUCUGAUGCAAGACUUGGAAGCAAGCGAUGAUGAGGAUGAUGACGAUGAUGACGAUUCACUUGGUUUUUCUGCUCAGCCCAAGGUCAUGUCUGAUGAUGAUGAUGAUGUGAAAGAUGAGGAUUUUGUUCCAGUUUAGGCACUAAUCUAGUUGCAGUGACGCUGGCAUGUGGUGUUUCCAUAGCUGUAUGUACUUUGGCUGCAUGGUAUUAGGUUGUUUAGUUUGUACAUAUACAUAAUUAACACUAGGAGAACAUGCAAGUACUAUAGACAGAAUUGUGCAUCAUGCAAUACAAACUGAAACGAUGGUUAUAACAAGCUUAUGGCUACCAUCCAUUUGAUAUAUUUAACUUUGUGAUCCAUGCAGUAGACUUCAAUUCUGUUGCACUCACUAUGUAAUUGUCGAGCGUAGUAAUAAUUAAUUUAA
Molecule: messenger RNA, 5312 nt
Organism: Corticium candelabrum
Lineage: Eukaryota; Metazoa; Porifera; Homoscleromorpha; Homosclerophorida; Plakinidae
Product: transcription initiation factor TFIID subunit 1-like
Exons: 42
Coding region: 132-5024 (1630 amino acids)
Biological process (GO): transcription by RNA polymerase II; RNA polymerase II preinitiation complex assembly
Cellular component (GO): transcription factor TFIID complex
Molecular function (GO): histone acetyltransferase activity; RNA polymerase II general transcription initiation factor activity; RNA polymerase II general transcription initiation factor binding
Source: RefSeq, a predicted model, not a curated record